CCCGAGUUCCUGGUUUUUCCAAUUGUAGUCUGGAAUCUAUGAAGCGAAUCAAUGACCAAUGUCUAUACAACAAACCAAUGGUGCUGCGCCCUCAGUGCGGUAAUGGAAUACAAGAAGGAGAUGAAGAGUGUGAUUGUGGAACUCCAGAGAUGUGCAAAAUUAAAGAUCCCUGCUGUCAGCCACAUGCAUGUAAACUGAAGCCCUCGGCUGUUUGUAGUGACUUACAUCAUUCUUGCUGCAAGGAUUGCCAGUACAAAAGACAAGGAACUCUUUGUAGACCUGCCCAAACAGACUGUGAUGUACCCGAGUACUGUCCAGGGAAUGCCAGAGAUUGCCCCGCCAACAGCUACAUUCAAAAUGGAACACCAUGUAACCAAACCCAAAAGUUGUUUGUAGGUAACUCAAAUAGAAACAGUGUCGUGACGAGAAGCUUGUCUCCACGCAUAGAGGCUCGUUAUGUUCGAAUAAACCCGCAGUACUGGUAUCGGUGGAUUUGCAUGCGAGCUGAGCUCUAUGGAUGUAACGCUAAUGAAGUCAAUCCAACUACCCCUACUCCAAUCAAGCCAUACACCGACCACUGCGUUGUACCGAAAAAUGAAACGCUGAUUCCACAUGAAAACAGCAAAAUUGUCUUUAAGUCGGGAAGACUAUGUAAGGAAAAGUACAUGGACUUCAGAUUAGACGCAAAUGGAGUCCUUUGGCAUCACAGCAGUGGAAGAAGAGUGUGCCCAGAAAAUGGAGGAACGAGCAACGGUGUAAGACUBGUGAUAAGUAGCUCCUGUACAGACGAAGGGUCCAAAUUCAUAAGAACGCCAAAACACUCACUCAAGCAUGUAAAGUCAGGUAAAUGUGUCCAUCCAAAGGGCGGUUCGCCGGGUAACAACCGCCAGCUACUGAUAUAUGGCGGCUGCGAUGCAACGAGAUUGGAGCUGUUCUUUAUGAAACCAGAUUGCAUAAUGCCGCUUGGUUUGUCAACUCAAGAAAUCCCUGAUGAACAGAUAACAGCUUCGUCUUCGCGUGGGAGUGAUUCGCCACAUUUUGGUCGACUACACAAUGGCAAAUAUUGGUGCGCUGCCCAAAAAAAGAACACAGAAUAUCUUCAGGUUGACUUGGGAAAGGUUCAAACUAUUAACAAAAUAGGUACCCAAGGUCGGAGAAACUGGAACGAUUGGGUUACCGGUUAUUUCCUGGAAUACAGUCAGGAUGGGAAAAGAUGGACGAAAUACAGUGAAAGUGGCAACAGUGUAACUUCGAAUUCUUAUUGCUUCUCGGGAAAAUGCGCAGAGACUAGAGACACUCAGUGUAGAGAUCUAUGGGGGCCUGACAGUAACAAUGCUAAUCAAGGAUGUUAUGAUAAACUCAACACGGAAGCUAAAGGCUUCGGCACUUGUGAUCCAGUAUCUAACUCUUCCUGCGCAGCGAGCGAUGUUCACUGUGGUCAGAUACAGUGUUUGUCAAGCAGAAACAGCCCUGUAGUAGACUACGGAAAAACGUACCAAAAGUUCACGCUUGAUGCCUCUACUCAAUGCAGUGCGGCUGUUCUUAAAACUAACUCUGACUUCCUUGGUCUUGGUAUGGUCAACGAUGGUACGAAGUGCGGCGACCAAAAGAUGUGUAGCAACUACGAGUGCAAGUCGUUCGCAGAGCUGAACAUUAAAGCUUGCCCCACGACCAAUGGCAAAGAGUGUAAUGGGCAAGGAGUGUGUACAAACACAGGCGUAUGUCAUUGUGAUGCUGGAUAUGAUCCCGCUUCAGCAUGCGUCAAUGCUCUGAUACCACGUGAUGGUGGGUAUGGCGCGUGGUCUGCUUGGUCCACGUGCACUGCAGGGUGUAACGGAGGCACACAAAAUCGACAUCGAUUCUGUAAUAAUCCAUUCCCAACGCACGGCGGCAAAGAUUGUCAAGGAGAAAGACAGCAACAGCGUGAUUGCAACACGGAUGCUUGUCCACGUGCUCAUUCUUGUCGUCAACUCCAGAAAAUUGCAACGACAGAAAACAAGUAUAUUCCUGACGGAGUAUACGCGAUUUACCCCUAUGGCGUUGAUAAAGAUCCAAUCAAAACCUACUGUGACAUGUCACGUGAUGGUGGUGGAUGGACGCUAUUGGUCACAAGCCACACCAAUAGUUGGACGUCCCAAAAUGUGAGACUAAGGAACCAAGAUUCUCCAUCUUUGACAAGCGAUUAUUCAAUCCUAAACUAUGCUGAUGAUAUCAAGAACAAUUUAAAUGUCGUUGGUUCAAAAUUUGAGUAUCGCUUAGAAGCGCAAAGCAGAGGACGAUGGGGUGGAAUAUGGGAAGCUGAUCGAUCCUACACCUUCACGGCAGCUACUAAUGGACAAACAAAUGUCCAACUGAUAAAGAAAUUUGAUAACUGGAAUUAUGCCAAUAAUGGAAUAGAGAAACGAAUGCCUUGGAUCUCAGGAGCAAAGCUGACUACAUCUGCGGAUGCUAAUUCGAAUUGGUGGGGUACAAUAACGGGGAAUGAAAAAAACUACCAUCCUGCACCAUGGAUCAGGGGACAUUUGAUGGAACAACAGCCCGAAUAUAUUUGGUACUGGGUGCGUGAAGGACCAUGGGAGUUACCAAGAUCUUGUAUGGAAGUACAGAUGAGAGGUCUACAAACGACUCCGCAAAAAGAUGGAGUUUACUCAAUCAAGCCUCCUGGUAAGAAAGAAGUGAAGACCUACUGUGACCUGACAAGUCAAGGUGGUGGAUGGACAUUACUAGUAACGAGUAAAACACACACAGGAUGGUCAGUGGACAAUGUGAAAAACAGAAAUUCCAACCAACCGUCACUAGACGCUGAUUACUCUAUCCUUGAGUUUGCAGAUGCCAUCAAGGAUUUCGAUGUCUCUCAAGAUUCCUUUCAGUAUCGUAUCGAAGCUGAUGGCUCCAGCCAGUAUGGUGGCAUCUUCGUUGCACCAAGGGAGUACACAUUUAUCUCAACUUGUGACAAGCAAACAAAUGUUAAAAUGGUCGAGAAUUUCAAUGGCAUUGACAAAAAUACAAAUCUAGUGAGACGAAUGCCAAGACUCGCGCUGUCAGCCAACAUCUUCUUGAGUUCAGGCUCAAUUGCAAAUGACCCAUCUGGGUCCAUUAUUUACGCCGAUGGAUCAGCAGAAUCACCAUCAUAUUUACCAGACGUAAAGCCAAACCCUGGAGUUGUCAGAUAUUGGAUGAGGGAAGGAACAAGACGUUCUUGCAAUGAUAUCAAGGUCCAUGGCACGAGAUUGUCAAGAAAGUAUGAAGAUGAUUAUUACAUGAUACGUCUUGUCAACGACUCCACGUACUUUCCUGUAUUCUGUGACAUGACGUCAGAUCUUGGUGCAUUUACUUUGGUGGUUACAAGUCGCCAUAACAGCUGGACACGUGACCAAGUACCAGCCAGAAACGUAUACCGACCAUCAACCUCAGAUGAUUACUCAAUCCUAAAGUACGCAGACCUGAUCAAAAACUUGGGACAUAACACCACAUUCAAGUACAAAUUAGAUGCAAACCAGCGCGGACACUGGGGAGGAGUGUGGAGUGCACCACGUGACUACAGCUUUAUGUUCACCUCUACUUCACAAACACAAGUAACCCUACUUCAGAAAUUCGAUGCAUGGACAUUAUCCUGGUGGAGAACAGUGCAGAAUAGGAUGCCAUGGUUUGAUGCCAACGGGCAAUCCAACAAGGCCCUUCUGACAACUUCUAGCAGCACCACCUAUUACCCAGCUGGGUCCAUUAUUUGGGGUGGCACGGAUAGACACCCAGCAGAGUGGAUACGUGACGGAGGCAUGAUGAAUCCUGGGGUCAUUUGGUAUUGGGUUAAUGAAGAUGACUGUGACUUGGACAGACAGCCUGUUGAUGGUGGCCUUUCCGAAUGGGGAGCUUGGGAGAAAUGUGACAAACUUUGUGCAGAUGGCAAACAAGUUCGCCGUAGGACUUGUACCAACCCCGAACCCAGAUGCGGAGGUCUUCAGUGCAGUGCAUCGAAGAAGACAGUGGAGGAAAAACCUUGUUACACGUGCCCAGAAAGUCCUAUUCGGAGCUACGGUGGAUAUUGCGUUCAGCCCAAGAGCGGUGACUGCGACCCUAAAGAAAACACAACCUCGUGGAGCCACGCCCUAGUUUUUAGAAGAGUCGAUGUGAAUUGCUCUGCCGAUUACAUGAACUUCGUUUUUGACGCGGAUGGCAUGAUUUAUCACAAAUGCAGUGGGAAAAUCGUCUGUCCUGAUGGGAACUCGGUUAAUUACAACAGGAAACUGCUUCUGAAAGACUCGUGUCCUCAGGAUGUCUCUAUGCACAGAAGGUUACUGUGUUCAUCCACUGGGUGGAUGGCCAGAUGAAAACAGGUACCUCAUAUACUACUCUGGAUGCAACAAGGCGAGACUUUCGUUGGAUUUCUUCAAGCUUCCACUACCGCCAUAAAGAAAAAAAACGGUUCCUCGCAUACCAUUCAUUGUAUAACUAUYAUAGUAUAAAUUAGUGCAGAUUGGGGAUUAAUCUGACAAACUGGAUUCAAUAAAUUAAGCUGCAUCUAA
This is a messenger RNA of Actinia tenebrosa (Australian red waratah sea anemone), 4523 nucleotides long. RefSeq lists its product as uncharacterized. Lineage: Eukaryota; Metazoa; Cnidaria; Anthozoa; Actiniaria; Actiniidae. Gene Ontology annotation, molecular function: metalloendopeptidase activity. The record is from RefSeq and is a predicted model, not a curated record. Gene Ontology annotation, biological process: proteolysis.